Messenger RNA from Anolis carolinensis (green anole), 3653 nucleotides. RefSeq names its product ubiquitin conjugating enzyme E2 Z (gene ube2z). Bases 101 to 1192 code for a protein of 363 amino acids. The transcript is spliced from 7 exons. NCBI's taxonomy places the organism in Eukaryota, Metazoa, Chordata, Lepidosauria, Squamata, Anolidae. The record is from RefSeq and is a predicted model, not a curated record.
UGGGUGGGGCCUCGCGGUCCGCUCUGCCCGCCCCUCGUCGUUGGUGGCGUGUCGGAGGUCCCGGAAGCGUCGUCGUCUUCGUCGUCGUGGUCUGUGGGCGAUGAUGGCGGAGAGUCCGGCGGCCGAGGAGGCUGCGGCGGCGGUGCUGGGCGGCGGGCCCGGAGCGGGAAGCGCCGGUGGGCCUGCGGGGCCUGGCGGGGGCCCGGGCGUGUUCCUGCCGGCCGAGCUGUGGGCGGUGGCGGGGCUGGGCGCGGGCGGCGGGGGCUCCUCUGCGGCUGCCGCGUCCGGAGGGGCCUCCUCAGUGCCGGGCAUCCCGCCCUCCGCCGCCGCUGCCGCCGCCGCCGCCGGCGUCCUGCUCUCGCACUCGGCCUUCUGGGACCCCACCACCAGCGGGGACUGGGACGGGGAGAGGCCUAGCGCCGCCUGCCUCCUCCGCAUCAAACGAGACAUCAUGUCAAUAUAUAAAGAGCCACCUCCUGGAAUGUUUGUUGUGCCUGACCCCCAUGAUAUGACCAAGAUUCAUGCGUUGAUCACAGGCCCCUUUGACACGCCUUACGAAGGGGGUUUCUUCUUGUUCCUGUUUCGCUGUCCUCCAGAUUAUCCCAUCCAUCCACCACGGGUCAAGUUGAUGACAACUGGGAAUAACACAGUGAGGUUUAACCCUAACUUCUACCGCAAUGGGAAGGUCUGCCUCAGUAUUCUAGGCACUUGGACUGGUCCCGCCUGGAGUCCUGCACAGAGUAUUUCUUCAGUCCUUAUUUCCAUACAGUCACUAAUGACAGAGAACCCCUAUCACAAUGAACCUGGUUUCGAACAGGAAAGGCAUCCAGGAGACAGUAAGAAUUACAAUGAGUGCAUUCGGCAUGAGACCAUCAGAGUUGCUGUGUGUGACAUGCUGGAAGGGAAGUGUCCAUGUCCAGAGCCUUUACGUGGCGUUAUGGAGAAGUCCUUCAUGGAGUAUUACGAUUUCUAUGAGGGGGUGUGCAAAGAAAGGCUGCAUCUCCAAGGACAGACAAUGCAGGAUCCCUUUGGUGAGAAGCGAGGACACUUUGACUACCAGUCUCUUCUAGUGCGUUUGCAAGGAAUCCGUCUCAAGGUGCAGGAGAAACACCAGCAGGAAAACCCAGACAUAGACUCAGAGAGCAGUUCCUCUGAAACGGAGACGGACACUCAAGGCAGCAUUAAGGCUUAGAGAUCUCCCAUCUAAUUGCUUGGGAACCCAAGACCUAGGGGUGGGGAUCUUCUGACUCCAGACGCUGUGGAGGAUCCUGGCUAAACCUGAGAACCAGUCUGGUUCCAGAGUGGAGAUAACAUGGGCAGAGAAGCAUCCUUUGGUCGCCUCCUUCAGUGCUCUGGUUUUUGUUCAAAAACAAAAAAAGAGGAUUUGAUGCUAAAACUGAAUUGGAUUUAUCACAGGCGAUAUUUUGAAAAUGGUCCUUUUCUCCACUGGAGAACUUACGAGCCGAUGGCAUACAGGCAUUCUGGAAGAACCUGUGAUACAUGGGUUUCUGUAUCUUCCUGCCUAACUUCCUCCCUCUUGAUUCAAAAAGAGCAUGAGAUCGAGAAUGACUCUCAGAUUCAUCAUCUCGGUUCCAAAACAUACUGCUUCUUCGUAGCACCUCCCUCCCGGCUUGCCCCCCAGCCAUGGUAGACCCCCAGCCAUCAAGUCUGUUAAAGCACUUUUUGACAGUUUAUAUAAACAAGUCCCCCACUACCACCACCAUCACCAAAUUUUUCAUAUUUGCUUUGUUGUAGUUUCUUAGUCAGGUUGGUAUUAUCUGUUUUAGAAAGACCAAAGAGGAGGAGCUUUUGCUGGAAUGGCUUUAUGGCAAUUUAAGUUGUCAAAGCUUUAUUCAUUUGUUGAACUUCCCCCUGCUCUUGAAUUUCAUUUGGGAAAGAAGAGAUCCAAAAUUUAAAUGUUUCAAGCUUGAGAGCAACACCUAGCAAAUGUAGUCUUAUUUCAUGUUACAACAUUCUUUUUGGUCAUUCCCAGAAAAAAAGCCCUUUAAAUUGCAUCUAAUUUGGAGGAAGGCUUAGUGUUCUAGUUCAGGAAAAGAGAGUGCUACUGAGGAGACACAAUUCUGCAUUACUAAUAGCACUCACAGGAGAAGACAGAACAUAUGGAUAAUUGCUGUAGAAAGGAAGCCCAGCCAUGCUUACUGGAAGCUUUGAGAUGACAUCAUGCAAUUUUUGGAAGAACCAGUUAAGAGUUUAGUGAUGUCCAAAGCAUAUAAGUAACCUGGGCAGCAUCAAUGUGAGAUUCAAGAGUAAACAGGAACCAUUGAAAUACUCUGUUGAAGGAUGUGAUCUCCUUUUGACAAAAUUAUCUGUUGAAUGUGAAGUCUGGGAUUGCGUGUGUGUGUCGCUAUCAAAUCUGCCAUAAAUCCUUUCUCUCGCCUUGCUCCACUGUGAUAGAGAGAUAUAAGGCUGCAACUUAAAGGACGCCUUCUGAAGAUUGAAUUGUCUACAACCAUUCUCCUGGCUGGUAAUUAUUAUUUUUAGUUUAGUUCGUAGACAGAAAGAUCCAGAAACCUUGUGAGUGUUUUUCCCCCUCCCUCGUUCUUCUAGAAACAACUUUAAAUUGUUUGAAAACUGGAAGAACAUUAUUAACAUAUAGGAGAACAUCCUUAUCUAGAGCUGAGAUGGGGAAGGUGUGAGGUCAAUUGGGAGGUUUUCACUCAGCCAGUUUAUUAAGACUAAUGGAUCUACGCAAGUAACCACCUUCCUAUCUGCCUCUGCUGGCAUUCAAUCUUCCAGCUCUUCUUGCAUCUCUCUGCAGUGGAGAGAAAGGGAAGGGCCACUGCUUCAAACCAUUUUGGUAGCAAAACAUUUCUGUAUGUCUGCAUUUGGGCUGGGACAGAAUUGUUUCCCAAUCCCCACCACUAAAGCCACAUGAGGAGGGGGAAGAAGACUCUUAAGAGUGAUGAACAGCUGAUGGAAUCAAACAGAAGCACUUCAGUGCAAGAUUGCAUUUUGAUGCCUAGUGAAGAAGGCACCCACAAGGCAGUUAAUUGUAUCAUGUUUAUUUUUAAUUUUAUGGGGUGCAAUCUAGCAGAAGUCAGAUGUGAUUAAUACCCUCUCCACAUUGAAAUCAAAGGGACUUGAAUGCACAGUUAAUGUUUUAAGUCCCACUGAAAUCAGUAGGACUUGGAUAGUAGGCCUUAUAUUCUCUGGACUGUGCCAAUUGUACAAAUUUGGCUUUUCUCCCCAUUCUGUAGUCCCCUGCACUAGAGGUGCUCCCAAGUCAGAGCACCGGCUCAUUUUGGCGAUCAGAAUUCCAGGUGCAUGUUGGCUGUUGAACCAUUGCAAACAUUUCCUUUAAACACACACACAACAAAACAAAACAUGAAAAUGCCUUAUGUGGUUUUUUGUUUUUCACACGGCUCGCAUGUGGAUGUAAGAAAAAAACAAAACAAAGGAAUAUGGUUUUCUAGUUGCCCAUAGUCAUCUGUCAGCAGUUUUCUGAAUGUUUCCAUUUCAAAAAGUGACAAUCCUAGAUGACUGAUCUAGACAAAUGUUUAGUGACAGAAUUUUAGGCCUAACAAGCUGAAAAAAAUGAAACAAAUGCACAAGGGUUUUCAAAUAAUGAAACCUUGUUUAUAUAAAAUUGUACAUAAAGGGUUUUUUGUGCAAUAAAGUUUGUUUUGGCAGGA